Messenger RNA from Lucilia sericata (common green bottle fly), 3310 nucleotides. Its product is annotated as myosin-4-like. The transcript has 8 exons. NCBI's taxonomy places the organism in Eukaryota, Metazoa, Arthropoda, Insecta, Diptera, Calliphoridae. The record is from RefSeq and is a predicted model, not a curated record. The coding region runs from base 209 to 2998 and encodes 929 amino acids.
AUUUAUCUACAAAAAAAAAAAAACUUUAAAAAAAUUUUCUCAUCCUUUAAACUUUUCAAAUUGCAUUAAAAAAACUUUGAUUUUAAAGAAAAAUAAAAUAUUUUCGUUACUGGCUGGAUUUAAUAAAUAUUUUGCUAUUUGUAUAAAGUAAAACUAUUCAAAUUACAAGUUCUUUGAAAGAUUUUCCUUAAAAAAGAAAGCCAAAGUCAUGGCAUUUUCCACCCAAAAAGAUUUUUUUCAUGUACCCUUUAUGAAUGAAAGUCCUGAGUUGGGCUGUAAGAAAGCUUGCGUUAAACUUAAGAGUUAUGAAUCUACCAUAGAUGAUCGUUCAUGGGCAAGUGAUGAAGCGAAACAAUCGAAGUUCUUAAGCGAUUUGGUAACAUGUCAAUAUCCGACUGCUGUGGGUUUUGGCGAAGGAGAUUUUAGUAGUUCAGAUAUUCAUGUUGGACGGGAUGAGUCUCAUGAUUAUGUUAGUGCUGGUAGAGGUCCUAGUAGUAGUACAAGACCUCGUAAUCAGGGUGAUGUCUCUGCAGGUGGAACGAAAGAUAACAUAUUACCCCAACUAGGAAACUUAACUGGUGGCGAUAGUCUACUCGAAUGUGCCAAUGUCCAUUUGGCGGAAUAUCAAAAAAUUUUGAAUAUAAAAACUACUCUCGAAAAACAAUUAGAAGUCUCCAAUGAACGACUCAAAACAGCCAAAGAAGAGAAUAAAAAAAUACGAGAAAUUUUAACCACCAAAUUAGAUUCGAACACGGCCAAAGAUUUCUUCAAUAAAAUACAAAAACUUACCACUGCCGGCAAACUAAAUAAGAAUGAAGAAAAUGAAAUGCUGCAAAUCUAUCAGAAAAUGGAAAAUCUGAAUAAAUCCUAUGAAAUAUUGCAGGCUGAAAAUAACUAUCUAAAACGUUUAAUAGAAAAAUUGACAGGACGUGUUACUUUAGAUAGUAUACAAACACAACCCGAGAAAUCUAAUGAUAUCAGUUAUUUGCAAAAAGAAAUAAAUACAUUGCGCAAGGAGUGUAUAAUGUUAAGGAAAAUGGAGGAUGAAUAUCAGAGAUUAAAACAACAGCAACAAACUAAUAGAAUGCCUAGCAUUAGUGAACAAGAUGCUGAAAAUAUUAAAGCCAUUAUAAAAGAACGCAAUAGUUUGAGGGAGAAAUGUAAAUCAUUUAAGGCUUUAGAACAACAGGUUCAGGAACUGCAACAAAAAGCUGCAGAGGCCAAUGAAAAGGCGGGUAUAUUGAGUAGUAAUUUAAAUAACCAAACACAUUAUAUCGGCAAAAUGGAGGGAGAAAUGCAAAAUAUGCAAAAAUACUAUGAAGAUCAAAAUCAAAAUGCCUGUUUUAAAGAAGAAUGUUUAAAGGCUGAACUGGAAGACUUAAAAAAUGAAUUGGUUAAGGCUAAAUGUCAAGCUCAAAAAGCCGAUAUGUUGGCCAUGGAAGUUUCUAGUCUGCGUAAUGAGGUUCUUAAACGUGAUUUAGCUUUAAAUGACUACGAUUGUCAGUAUAAACAGUUAAUGGACGUAGUAAAUGAGUUACAAUCUGUCAAAUUACAAUGUCUGCACGACAAUCAAACUCAAACAGGUAAAAACCAAACUGAUGAAUUGGCAUUUUAUACUUGUGCCACAUUAGAUGAAAUUUUGAAAGAACUAAAGAAAAGAGGUUGUCUCAACGACGAGACCAUGAUUGCUUAUGGGCUAGAGCCAGCACCCAAUGACUCAACGUUCGAAUAUGACAAACAAUGCUGUAGAGAAAUGCGUCGUCUGCAGCAGCAAGUGGAUGAGCUGAAAAAGGAAAUGGAAGAAGGUAACCAGUGCGAAACUAUGUGUGCAGACGCCCUAAAACGUUUAAAGGAAUUAGAAACGGAAAAUAACAAACUUUUACAGGAAAAACAGUAUUUAAAUGAAAAACUUAAAGAUGGUGAAGACAAAAUGGUCAAUAUGUUAAAUAAAAUCGAACAUUUGGAUAAAGAAAUCAAUAAAAAUGGCCAAGAAGCCAAUAGAAUAGGCAGAGACUUACAGGGAACAAUGGGUUUGGUGCGAGACAUCAGUGAUGUACAGUUGAGAAAUCAGCAAUUGGCAAAUGCAGUUAGCGCCAUAAACUCGCGAGAUGAUCAAAAGAUAAUUGAUGAUCUGCGCCGUCAAUUGGAGGAGGAAUUGGCUAAACUUAAGAAAUGCCAAAUAGAUAAUGCCAGACUACAGGAAGAAGCCAAAGUACGUGAAAUGGAUUUAAAAGAACUUAAGGAUCUAAAUAAUAAAUUAGAGGCCGAUAAGAAAAAACUCGAAAAGGAAUAUAAUCAAUUGCAAAAUGAUAAAGACAAUUUAAAGAAUAAUCUUAAUAAACCGGAGGGCAAAGCGAAAAAAGGUCGCAGCUUCGAAAAGGAAUUACGCAAAAUACUGGAAGAGUUUAUACACGAAUGUGGUUAUUGCUUUUGUCGCUUAUUCAAUACAAAAUCAAAACUAUAUGUCAUUUGUCAUAAACUGUAUCAUAGCGGCAUCGAUACACUCUCAUUUCGAGAGUUGGCCUAUCUUCAUAAGAAAAUCUAUGCCCAAGCUGAGCAAUUACUACCGGGAUGUUUGCUCGACAUGAUAUUGUCGGAUCAUCGUGAAAAAGUGGAAAGUAUGUUGAAUAUUUCAAUGGCCGAGCCACGUUUAGUUGGUGGUCGUGAGGGCGAUUUGAAAAUGUCCGAAUCAAAUGUUAUGUUUAAGGAACAGAAAUGCUGUUGCUGUAAGAAUGAAUUAUGUUGCAGUAAUUCAGAGGAAAUGCUUAAGGACAAGGUGAACAAACUAGAAAAGGACAUUGAAAUCGCUCGUGACUAUUUGGAGACAUUGAAAAAUAUCCCCUUGGAAACUAGUCUACCAACUGAUAAUGGUGAUUCCACUGAUACAAAUAAUUCAACUUACAGAGCCUCUUCUACGGUGAUGAUCCAACAAAAAUCACGCAAUUCGAGACAUAUAAAAAAACUAAAAUCUCGCUUAAUUAAACAUCCAGAUAUUUAACAUUUAUUAUUAAGUUUAUUUUUUAAGACAGGCUUAGAGUUUUUUUAUGUAUGAAUAUAUUAUAUAUGUAUAUAAGGCCACAUAUAUAUUUUUAUUGUAUAUAUAUAUAUCUAUGGGGAAUGAUUUAAAUUCUAAGAUAUAUUUUAUCUAAAUACUUUUAAUUUCUAAUUUUGGUUAAAUGUUUAAUUAAAAUUAUGAGAUUUAUGGGUAUUUAUUAUAAAAUGUAUUUUAUAAUAUAAACUUUUCACUAUAGAAAAUAUUGUUUAUAAACUAUUUUUUAAUAUUUUUAAAUAAAACUAUAGAAGUAUUUUC